Messenger RNA from Sporothrix schenckii 1099-18, 2892 nucleotides. RefSeq lists its product as uncharacterized. NCBI's taxonomy places the organism in Eukaryota, Fungi, Ascomycota, Sordariomycetes, Ophiostomatales, Ophiostomataceae. The record is from RefSeq and is a predicted model, not a curated record. The transcript has 4 exons. Bases 1 to 2892 code for a protein of 963 amino acids.
AUGGCCGACCAUCCGCCAGCUCUGCUUCCACUCGACAACAGUCCCCCACCGUUUCAGUUGGUCGUCUCCCCGGCGGAUCUUGCUGCCGAUAUCGCCGUCCCCGGAGAUCCUGUGGACGACCCGCCAAGCACCACAAAUACGUCCAACAGCUUGACGUCCACACCUCCCACCGCCCCGUAUGUCCUAGCCUUACAACCAUGGAACUAUCGGACCCGGUACUCUACCCAGGAUGUGCGCAGCGUCUGGGUGAAGCCAGUGACAGGCUACCAGAGCAUCGAGAGACGAUUUGGUCCCAAGGCACGAAAACGGAUAUAUGCACGUUUGCAUGGCCAAAUUGCCGACGACGACGAAGCUACUAAUUUCCAAGACCAAUUGUAUGACAGCGAUGGCGACGGCCAGUACAGCACGGAGCAUAAUGGGAACAACAACAGCAGCGAGAACCCCAACGGGGGAGCCAUUAGCACAGGCUACGAUAGCGACGGUGAAACCCCUGGCCAUCACACCAACGCCAACAGCAACGAAACUCUGGACGCAGAGGACGCAGAGGACACCGAAAGUCUACAUAUACACGACCCCGACACGGAGGACGAUACGCCGUCUGAAGAGGGUCUUCCACCCACCGGCGACGCGGAAGCUUUGGAGAAUGCUUUCACCUCUCUGAAUGGCGGCCCUCUCAAUGCGGCCGGCGAACCAGGACCACCAGUCCCUCCAGUACAACCCAGCAUACCGAGUGCUCAGCCACGCUUCCCACCCGCUCCGAAUGUUUCUCGCGCACGCAUGAAUCUAACGGCCCUAUCGCAGCGGUACAAUCUCUACUUUGCCGUAUACCAGGCCGAGAUCCACAUCUUUCGACCGCAGCCAGCUCCGGAGAUCCUGCAUGGUCCUCUGCUUGUUCUGAAGCCUCCGCCAACGGCAGCGGGUCGCCAACUGGGUGGGCACAUGAGCCACGACUUCCCUCACCAGGCGAACCAAAUCAAGAUUGGCGAUUUCGGUGGUAUGGAGAUUGUCGUGCUUGCGUACGACGAUGGCGAUGUCGUCGCAUACUACACGCAUCACAUUGUGGCCUAUGUCGAAAAUAUCCCAAAACGUCGACACCGGGGUCCGCAGCGUGCCAGGAGGCUACCAAAGCCGUUCUUCCGCGAGACCGUCGGAGCCACCGCCUGGGGCCUGGCCAUUCACUCGCAGUCUCGCCUGAUUGCCGUGAGCUCCAACCUGAGGGAGGUCAAUGUGUUCGCGUUUGCCAUCCAGCCUCCAAGGGCGGACGAUCCUUUGCAGCACAAAACCCAGCCCCUCGUGGUGCCCAGUGAUGACCUCUCGCCAACCACGUACGCGGGGGCCAGCGCACUGGAGCUCGAGUCCAUGCUUCGCCAGCGCGACCGGUAUUGGCGCAUUUUGCUCCCCAUUGGGACAUCGGGCCAUAAUAUUCCAAGUAUUGAUUUCAUCAGCGACCCUGCUGGCAUCGCUGAAAAGGUCGCCGCAGUGGAUAUCCUUGGCAGCAUUUUCAUCAUGGACAUCUGGAAAGUCGGUAGCCGGCCACUCAAGAUUGGCUCGCCCUACAGGUCUGGUUACAACACGCAAUUACUGACAGGCGAUGGCAUCAACAGCAUGAACAUUGGAUGGGGUGUCAUGGUCAUUCCCAUGAACAUGUUUCUUCCCACGAACAGAAUGCCUGCGCCGUCAGACCGACGUGUGCUGAAUCGAUGCCUCUUCCCCAACAUUGACGGCACCUUUUACUUCUCGUACCUGAACGAUCCUGCCCGGAAGAAGCCGAAAUACACGCCGACUGCCAUUGAUACGUCCGAGCUCGAUACGGAAUCCGAUAGCGAUAAAAGCAUGAGAGACGAUGUCGAUGAUACGCAAAUGUACGGGAGCGGCUACGAAACCGAAGAUUCCAGCGACGACGAUGACGAAGAACACGGACGCGACCGUGAGAACCGUGAGCAGGACGGCGACGGUGGCAUGGACUACAGCGAGGAAGACAGAUACAGCGACGAUUCUCAUGUGGAAGACUCAACACCCUACACUCAUGGGCGAACUGAAAGCACCGGUAGCAACCCGUUUGUCUUUGAUCCCGCCACGAUGUCAAGACACUGGGAUGUUUUGUUGAAACGCAACCACUGGCCGGUCGUACCCAAUAUGCUGGAUUUGAAGAAGGACGCCAGAUCGCCUUUCCGUCUCGGCAUGAUUAUAUGCCCGAGCAUUGGCGUGACUUGGAGUAGCAAUAACCUGCAGUCCCUCAUCGGCACACUCAAGAACGCGCGUUGGCGCUUGGCCCACACGCUUGAAGAGAACCUCCAUGAGUUCCAGGUGCCUCAAUCCAAAGAGGUCACGGACAUGGCGCGGCGGUUCUUUCUCAUCCGGACAUACUCACAGACCGUCGAGCUGCUCCGGACCGACCGCACGGAGACGCCCUUUUACAUACAAAAUGUCAUGAAACCGCCAUCACGACUACCAUUUAUCCUGUGGGACAUGGCACACGACUUUUUCCGCUGCAGCCUACUGCACUGCAUCCCCGAGAUCAAUCUGGUACUGGUAGGCAACAUGUUUGGUCGCGUGGUGCUCAUCCGCCCGCUGAAAAACCAGCAGGCAGGUUCGCCAUCGGCCCAUAUCAACGCGCCGGACUACGCCUUCCGAGUCGAAUGGACGCUGCCGCUGGCCCGCGACGAACAACAAAAACUACGUCCGCCGUGCUGUCUGCUCGGCAUGGCUGUAUCUGCUGUCCCUGAGCCUGGCUCUGGUCGAUUCGGCGUCACAAACACGCGCACACCAGACCGGACACAACGGUCAAGGCGCUGGCGGCUCAUCCUGCACUACAUGGACCACUCCAUCUUCCAAUACUACAUUGAGGAGACCAAGCCGGGUGUCAAAAAGCUGAAAGUGCGUCCUUACUAA